Caenorhabditis bovis is the source of this 2433-nucleotide messenger RNA. The record is from the annotation of a GenBank genome assembly. Lineage: Eukaryota; Metazoa; Nematoda; Chromadorea; Rhabditida; Rhabditidae.
AUGAUGGUCUCGUCAGGAGAUUCAGUAGAAAUUGAGCAAAUUCGGGCCGAUGUGCCUGAUCAUGAGAACACCUCCGACUCUGAGGAUAUUCAAAAAAUCGAGAAGCUUAAAGCUGAAAAUAGAUUAAUGAACGAUGAGAAUGUCGAAAUCAAAGAAGAUUCGAAUGAAUCGAACGGCGGGAUGCAAGAAGAAAGUCCAAAAUCGGAAGGCCCUGAAAAGAAUGGUGUGACGAAUGGUUGCACCAAUGGUGCAUCACACAUUAAUAAUAACGAACAAACCAAUGAUGGAGUAUGUGAUGAAAAACCUAAAAAUGGAAGUACGAAUUCUAAUGAUGUUGACAACGAUAUAGAAGAGAUUGUUAUCGAUGAGGAUGUGAAAAAACCUGAGGAAAAUGUUGUGAAUAAACCAUCGACAUCUAAAGAAAAUGAACUAAAUAAUAGUGAAAAUAAAAGAAAAGCUGUUGAAGUUGAAUGUAUAGAACUCGAUGAUGACGACGAUGAUGUUUCUGCAAAGUCUUCAGCACCUCCUCCAUUCAAAAAAAUAAAGCCUAGUGAGAGUACAGACGACGAUGAAGAUAUCAAAGUAAUUCCAAAGCAUACUGAGGAAAAGAAGAAAGAACCGGAAUUGACCUCCCCAGAGGCACUUUUAAAUAAAUUAGAGGAAUAUGUAACGAAGGCUAUCGAUGGAAAUGUUCAAACUGGUCGAAAGCUUCUAGAUGCUCUACUCAAUGCUAUUAAUGUCCAAGUUCAGCGCGAACCAUUCAGUGUUCGAAAAUUGAUUCUUGAAAAGAAGCUCGUGCUACCAAACACAAUAUCUUUCCCACCGAGUCAAGUUGUCGACUUGCUCAUUGAGCAUGAUCCAGACAAUCCCCUCAAUAAGGUGAUUAACAAAAUGUUUGGCGAAGAGCGUCCGAAAUUGAGCGAAGCCGAACGAAAAGAGAGACAAGCGAUCAAGGCGAAUAAUCCGGUUCCGGGAUUCACCAAGCUUCUUAUGGAUAUCGGACAGGAUUUAGUGCAAGAGUCGACCUAUUGCGAUAUUGUGCACGCUAAAAACUUGCCAGAGACUCCAAAGAAUGUCGAGACUUAUAAGCAAGUGGCACAACAGUUGAAGCCAGUCUGGGAGACACUCAAACGAAAAAAUGAACCCUACAAAUUGAAAACAGCAAGAUGCCAUCUAUGCGGAUUCCAAUCAGAAUCAAGGCUUGUUAUGUCGCGACAUAAAUCAACAUUGCAUCAUAUUGGUUCGAAGUUCCAAUGCACAUUCUGCAAAGAGAUUGACACGAAUGAGCAAAGAAUGCUCGAUCAUUACCUCGAUGCUCAUCUCAUUGUGGCCAUCAAAGAAGAAAAGGAGGCGAAGUUUCCAUGCCCGAUAUGUGAGGAAGAUUUCAACUUCAAGGGUGUUCGCGAGCAGCAUUACAAGCAAUGCAAAAAAGAUUACAUUCGUGUGCGAAAUAUCAUGGCACCUAAAGCGGAUGACAUAUUACAUAUUAAUCGAUGGCUUUGGGAGAAACCACCCGUUGAUCCAACAAUUCUGCAGCAGCAACAAGCACAACAGGCAAAGAAGCACUCGCAAGCUGCUCAACAAAUGCAGGCGAUUCGAGCAAAACAGUUGCAAGCACAACAGAUGUUGCAGCAGAAACAAUUGGCAUUAUUGAAGCAGCAGCAGCAGCAACAACAACAGCGACAGUUCCAACAAUUGCUCCAGCGGGGACUAAAUUUGAGCAAUUUGAGCAACAAGAGCUUUUUAUCUGUUAUUCAAAAAUUAAGUUCAUCUGGAAAUGUGGCGCAACAAGCACAUAUGGCUGCUCUCAUUCAAAAACAAAUUGCCGAAGUUGCGAAACAAACUCCAAACUUGCAAGCAUCGUUGGCUGCAGCUGCUGCUGCCCAGCAAAGGGCUCCUAAAACACCAGUUGCACCAACGAAGAAACCAACUCCAAUAACUCCAGCAAAUUCGGUUGCUUGUGAGAUUUGCGACCAAUCAAUAAUUGACAAAGACCGCUAUUUGGCACAUUUGCAGUGCAUGCACAAACAAAUGAUUGGAAAGAAUGUGUCAGACAUGUCGCAAGGAGCCCCACUUGCAUGCAGUCGGUGUCGGUUUAGAUUCUGGACAUAUGAGGGACUCGAAAGACAUUUGGUUAUGUCACAUGGCUUAGUUACUGCUGAUUUGUUGCAGAAAGCCCAGAAGAAAGAAGAUGGAGGAAGAUGCAAACUGUGCGGGAAGCAAUACGCUUUCAACAUGUUGCAACAUUUGGUUGCUGAUCAUCAGGUCAAAUUGUGUUCUGCCGAAAUCAUGUACUCAUGCGAUGUUUGUUCAUUCAAGUGUACAAGUUAUCAGACGCUUGAAGCGCAUUUGACAUCAAAUCACCCAAAGGGCGCCGCAACGGAUAAGAGUUCCAAUUCGAAAAAAGACGACUGCAUUGUAUUGGACGAGUAA